Scophthalmus maximus (turbot) is the source of this 2889-nucleotide messenger RNA. RefSeq names its product serine/threonine-protein kinase H1-like. Lineage: Eukaryota; Metazoa; Chordata; Actinopteri; Pleuronectiformes; Scophthalmidae. Gene Ontology annotation, biological process: protein phosphorylation. The transcript has 3 exons. The record is from RefSeq and is a predicted model, not a curated record. Gene Ontology annotation, molecular function: ATP binding; protein kinase activity. Bases 449 to 1741 code for a protein of 430 amino acids.
UCCUCACAUGAACAUCAUUCCUACAACUUGUGGAUAUUUUUUAGUUCCAAUGAAGCCGAUCAGACUGCAUUUUAAUACCAUUCAAAAGAAAUGUGUAUCACGUUCUGAUGUUCCUGGUGUGUGACUUGGGACCCUGACUUCGUUGGAGGUCCUUCUUGUGUUGUCUGUCACUGAGGUAAUCCAGUCCACGACGCGGGACAAUGGCUUCAAAACAACUUCCGUCUACGUGGCACUUUUGUCACGAUGGAGUGAGAGUGUGGUGGCCCACACACCUGCCGGCCUCUGACCUGCUGGUGGGCGGGGCUCUGCCUCACUGUGAGGUAACUACCUGACGUCUGCGUCAUCCACUGGCAGAAAGACGAGGCUGCAGCCAUGUAGCCUCCUGCUCCCAAUUCCUGGCUACACAGACGUUCCCCCUUCCGCGCCGAUGGUCGGUUCCACCUGAGCGAUGGGCUGCGGGAGCGGUAAGAUGCCGCCCGAGGCGUCCAAGAAGAGGGGCUACGUGGGUGUGGUGCAGUCGUUCGUGGCCUUCAGCAGGGGACGCGGCAGCGAUCACGGCGACGAGCCGAAGAAGAAAGUGGAGAGGCAAAGAGUGAGCACGUGGUUUUCCAGCGGGGUCAAGAGUCGUCGUCCGCCACCGCCGCCGCCGCCGUCACACGGCCAGCAGCUGAUCCCCAGGGAUGGACGACCACAGGACAAAGCUGCCAAGUACAAGGACAAGUUUGAUCCACGCGUGACGGCGAGGUACGACAUCAAAGCCCUGAUCGGUCGCGGCAGCUUCAGCCGCGUCGUGCGAGUGGAGCACAGGGCGACGCGCCGGCCGUCCGCCAUAAAGAUGAUGGAGGUGGAGGCCCCCGAGGGCCGCGAGGUGUGCGCGGCCGAGCUGGCCGUGCUGCGGCGGGUGAGCCACGCCAACGUCAUCCAGCUGGUCGAGGUGUUCCAGUUUCCGCGGCGGGUGUACAUGGUGCUGGAGCUGGCCACGGGCGGGGAGCUGCUGGACCGCGUCGUCAGCAGGGGCCACUUCACGGAGCGGGACGCCACGCAGGCCCUGCGGAUGGUGCUGGCCGGGGUGGGGUACCUGCACGGUCUGGGCAUCACCCACCGAGAUCUGAAGCCCGAGAACCUUCUGUACUACCACCCGGGAGCCGACUCCAGGCUGCUGGUGACCGACUUCGGACUGGCCACUUUUGGCGGCGCCGGGCCGGAGGUUUGGGACAGUGCCACGGGCGACGGGGGGGAUCAGACCGGCGCCGAGCGGUCGUCGUGGUCCCUGAGGACCACUUGCGGAACACCGGAGUACUUGGCCCCUGAGGUGCUGCUCAGGAGACCCUAUUCCUGCGCGGUGGACAUGUGGGCCCUGGGCGUGAUCACCUACAUCGUGCUGAGUGGAUCGAUGCCGUUCGAGGACGACAGUCGCACGCGGCUCUACAGAUCCAUCGUGAGAGGAAAAUACAGCUUCCACGGAGAUCCUUGGCCCUCGGUGUCCAACGCGGCGAGGGACUUCAUCCAGCGCCUGCUGGCGUCGGACCCCGCCGCCCGCCCCGCCGCCGACCAAGCCGCGCGGCACUCCUGGGUGGUCACCAUGGCCGCCGGCUCCUCCGUCAGGAACCUCCACCGAUCCAUUUCCCAGAACCUCAGGCGGCGGGCUUCGCGCAGCGGCUCCUCCCGGUGCCCGAGCAGCGCGGCAAGCUCCGGCGGCGGCGGCGGCGGGCGCGGGAAGGCCAACGUCGUCGGGAAGUGAUCGGAAGGAGCAGAGCAUCUGCACCGAUGCAGCCUCGGAGAGCCAUUCGACAUCCGGCUGCAGGAGCAUCAUCGCCAUCCGACUACGGCGUGGGAUUCAUGGGAAGGCUAAUGGAAGGGACGGGACCAGCUGCUCCAUCACAAACCUCUCCGAGCUCCAAAGUGCCGGGGACCAGGUGCCUCCCUUCUUCUCUGGACUGUCCGUCAGGCUUCUCUAAUAACCCGGGCUCCCCCCUAAAGGGAAGUGUUCCACCUUCCGUCGUGGUCGAGUUAAGCUGCCGGCGAUUAUCCCUCAGUUCUGAGCCGGCGCCGUCCGCCGCCACGAGGUCUCCGGCCCCUGUGUUGUUCAUCGGCUCAGACUAAUGGGUUCGGGGUCUCAACUGGGUCAUUACCACAUUACCUGCCUGUGAAGAUGUUCCAAAAAAUUGGAAUUCAUCAUCGGGGGGGGCUAAUAUUAGCAAGGAUCAUAGUAGUAUAGCAGAGAGAAAAACCUCCUUUUCCCUUUUUUAAUUUUAUAAUAGAUUUUCAAUCCCCGCCACAUAAUCAGAAGGAAGAUUUGAUUUCUUUUUUUCUGCUACAUUGCAGCACCCACGGUCCUUUGCAACCACUGAAAGCACAAAUCCAGAUAUUUGGUGACGAGUUAAAAAGGAAACUCUGGAUUUUAAGGAGCUUUCAUUUCUCCCCCAAAGCAUUAUGUAAGCCUGCAAACAAAAGCAUUUUUUUUUCCAAAUAAAGCUUUUUUCUUCUUUUUCCCACUGAGAACUUUUAAAUUGAAAUUGUAAUAGAAGUAUGUGACACAUAAAAGGGGGGGGGAAGAGUUCGUAGAGCGCGUUGAAAUGUGAGUGGGAUGCAAAACAUCAUUACCAAUGAAGUUCAGUCGUGUCUAGUAAUAUCACACGUAAUAUAUCUUGUGUUUUUUUUUAAUCAUUUGUGAUUUUGGUUUCAGUUGCUACGCAGACGGAGUCACCGAGUCUGGAUGCAAGAUAAAGAGGGGCUAAAAGAAGAUUGGAUUUUUUUUUUAAUAAUAACACUUGAGGGAAACUUUUUUUUCUAUUUUGAGAAUGUAUCACGUUUCCAUCUGCUCUUUGGGACAAACUUCAAUCUAUUGAUGUUUUAUUGAAAACGAGAAUCUAAUAAGAGACAUUUGAG